Messenger RNA from Pseudoliparis swirei, 4043 nucleotides. Its product is annotated as double-strand break repair protein MRE11-like. The transcript is spliced from 18 exons. The record is from RefSeq and is a predicted model, not a curated record. Gene Ontology annotation, molecular function: manganese ion binding; 3'-5'-DNA exonuclease activity; DNA endonuclease activity. Bases 77 to 2209 code for a protein of 710 amino acids. Gene Ontology annotation, biological process: telomere maintenance; double-strand break repair via nonhomologous end joining; mitotic intra-S DNA damage checkpoint signaling. Lineage: Eukaryota; Metazoa; Chordata; Actinopteri; Perciformes; Liparidae. Gene Ontology annotation, cellular component: nucleus; Mre11 complex.
UACUGUCUUUAUCAUUGUGACCUAAUUGUGAUGUGUGGUGUUUAUAUUCUCUCCUUGCAUAUGAACAUAAUAGGCUAUGUGUACAGAUGUUUUGCUUAGUCUCUUCAUUUUUAAAUGUAUGCCAGUAUAUUUUGGGCUAAAUGCUUUUGUUGUUGUUGCAGGGGAAUCCUUUCGCUGGCCACCUGUUCGGAGUGAGAUCUACUUUUCCCACAUCAUCAUGUCCUCGGAGAACAACUUAGAUGAUGAGGAUACCUUCAAGAUCCUGAUUGCUACAGAUAUUCACCUCGGUUACCUCGAGAAGGAUGCUAUCCGUGGCAAUGACUCCUUUAACACACUCGAUGAAAUCCUGAAAUGUGCCAAGACAAAUCAGGUAGAUUUCAUCUUGCUGGGUGGGGAUUUGUUCCACGAGAACAAGCCGUCCCGCCGAUGCCUCCACAGCUGCAUCACUAUGAUGAGACGAUACUGCAUGGGAGACACGCCCAUAAACUUCAACAUUCUCAGUGACCAGACUGUCAACUUCAACACCACUCAGUUCCCCUGGGUUAACUAUCUGGAUGAAAACCUGAAUAUCUCUAUUCCUGUAUUCAGCAUUCAUGGUAACCACGAUGACCCAACUGGGGCUGAAGGUCUGUGUGCGUUGGAUCUGCUAAGUGCCUCUGGUCUUGUCAAUCACUUUGGUCACUCCCACUCAGUGGAGAAGAUAGAAAUCAGUCCCAUCCUAAUGCAGAAAGGCAGCACCAAGCUGGCCUUAUUUGGUCUUGGUUCUAUUCCAGAUGAGCGCUUGUACAGGAUGUUUGUCAACAACCAGGUCACAAUGCUUCGCCCCAAAGAAGACCAAGAUGAAUGGUUUAACCUCUUCACCAUCCAUCAGAACAGGAGUAAACACGGACCCACUAACUACAUCCCCGAGCAGUUCCUGGAUGAAUUUAUCGACUUGGUGGUCUGGGGUCAUGAGCACGAGUGUUUGAUCGCGCCAACCAGAAAUGAGCAGCAGCUCUUCGAUGUGACGCAGCCCGGCAGCUCUGUAGCCACCUCCCUGUCCCCUGGAGAGGCAGCCAAGAAGCACAUAGGGCUGCUGAGGGUGAAAGGUCGUAAAAUGGAACUGCAAAAGAUCCCUUUAAAGACAGUGCGUCAGUUCUUCAUCCAAGAUGUGGUGCUGGAUGACUACCAAGACCGCUUCACAGCGGAGACGCCCAACGUCACGAAGAAGGUGGAGGACUUGUGCUAUGCAAAGGUCACAGAAAUGUUAGAAGAAGCUGAAAGAGAAAGACUUGGAUGUCCGCUCACCCCGGAGAAACCUCUGAUUCGCCUGAGGGUGGACUACAGCGGAGGCUUCGAUACGUUCAGUACCUCUCGCUUCAGUCAGAAGUUUGUGGACCAGGUAGCCAACCCGAAAGACAUCCUUCACUUUCUCAGACGCCGGGAGCAGAAGGGGGACGGCAAAGAUGAAGUCAAUGUGGACUACAGCAAGCUGCUGAAAAACACAGCCGUGGAGGGGCUGAGAGUGGAGGACCUGGUGAAGCAGUACUUUGAGGCAACCGAACAGACGGUGCAGCUGUCCCUCCUGACGGAGCAUGGCAUGGGGAAGGCCAUUCAGGAGUUUGUGGAAAAAGACGAGAAAGACGCCAUCGAGGAGCUGAUCACGUACCAGUUGGAGAAGACACAGCGCCACCUGCAGGCCAGAGGAGUCGUCACGGAGCAGGACAUAGACACCGAGAUCCAGCGAUUCAGAGACUCCAAAAAGAACACAGCCGAGGAGGAGAACGAAAUCAAAGAGGCGAUCGACAGAGCCAAAGCUCACCGAUUGGAGCGCGGCAACGAGCCCGUCGACUCCGAUAUGUCCAACGAGCUCGCCAUGGACUCUGACGAGGGCUCGGCCGCGUUUGCUUCGCCCCCCGCACGAGGCCGAGGACGAGGAGGGAGGGGCCGCGGAGCCCGAGGGAGGGGAAGAGCGUUUCAAGCUUCGUCACAGAGAUCAUCUCGGGCUGCGGAUGAAGUGAUCAUUGAUGACUCGGAUGAAGAUAUUCCUGCAAGGAAAGCUACCCGACCCCCUCCAAAGUCAGCAUCUUUAUCGUCGUCGUCGUCCACCACCAAGCAGAGCGCUCCCAGCCAGAGCCCGUCGGCUAGAGGAGUUGCAUUUGAUGACAGCGAUGAUGACGAUGAUGAUGAGGACCCAUUCAAAGGCCGCAGCAGACCUUCACGGAGAUGAACACAAAGAGCAUCUAUUAUGUAACGCAACAAUGUGUAAAUGCUAAUUAGCAUGUGAGCUGUAGCAGCGUGUUCUGGAGCACUUGAAGUGCAUUUUCUAAUUUUCUCAUCACUCGGUCCACUUGUUGUUCCCUAUGAAUAAUGAUGUUGAUUACCUUCUGAUUGGGGUACAACUAUCCAAUCCAUCUGUUUUGGUGAAGGAUGUUCCUGAAAUUUGAGAUGUGCAGAUUAUAUAACUUUUUACAUACAAUUCAAUUCAAUUCAGUUUAUUUGUAUAGCCCAAUUUCACAAAUUACAAAUUUGUCUCGGAGUGCUUUACAAUCUGUACACAUAGACAUCCCUGCCCCAAAACCUCGCAUCGGACCAGGAGAAACUCCCAAAUAACCCUUCAGGGGGAAAAAAAAAGGGAAGAAACCUUCAGGAGAGCAACAGAGGAGGAUCCCUCUCCAGGAUGGACAGAUGCAAUAGAUGUAAUGUGUACAGAAGGACAGAUUUAAUCUUAAAAUACAUUCAAUGAAUAUGACAGAGUGUAUGAAUCGUUCAUAGUAGGCAUAUUCCACGAUCCAUCAGGCAGAUGGCGGUGGGGAGGAGGAGUGGGUGGAGUCUCAACAGUGGGCGGAGUCUCAACAGGAUAGUGGCGUAGUCAGUAGCAGGAAUUCCACGACCCAGACCUCGAUGAUCCAUCAGCAGAUAGGAUCUAUGUCGUCUCAUAGGGUCCGAUGACCCUAUGAGACGUGAAGUCAAAAGGACUUCCGGGGAGAAAGCAGAGUUAGUAACGUGUGAUUGAGAGAUGAAAAUUCAUCCCUAAGGAGAGAAAAAAGAGGAGAUAGGUGCUCAGUGCAUCCUAAAACGUCCCCCGGCAGCUAUAAGCCUAUAGCAGCAUAUCAAGGGGCUGGACCUGGUGAACCUGAUUCAGCCCUAACUAUAAGCUCUGUCAAAGAGGAAAGUCUUGAGUCUAUACUCUUAAACGAGGUGACUGUGUCUGCCUCCCGGACUGAAAUUGGAAGCUGGUUCCAUAAAAGAGGAGCUUGAUAACUAAAGGCUCUGGCUCCCAUUCUACUUUUUAAGACUCUAGGAACUACAAGUAGUCCCGCAUUUAGUGAGCGCAGCUCUCUAGUGGGGCAAUAUCCUUAAGAUAUGAUGGUGCAUCACCAAUCAAGGCUUUGUACGUUAAGAGAAGUAUUUUAAAAGUGAUUCUUGAUUUUACAGGGAGCCAGUGCAGAGCAGCUAGUGCAGGAGUGAUGUGAUCUCUUUUCUUAGUUUUAGUGAGAACACGAGCUGCAGCAUUCUGAAUCAACUGGAGGGACCUAAGAGACGUAUUAGAGCAGCCUGAUAAUAAGGAGUUGCAGUAAUCCAGUCUCGAAGUAACGAACGCGUGAACCAAUUUUUAUGCAUCUUUUUGAGGCAAGAUGUGCCUGAUUUUUGAAAUAUUACGUAGAUGAAAGAAUGAAGUCCUUGAGAUUUGCUUUACGUGGGAGUUAAAGGACAAGUCCCGAUCAAAGAUAACGCCAAGAUUCUUUACAGUGGUGUUGGAUGCCAGGGCAAUGCCGUCUACAGAAUCCACAUCACCAGAUAAUUGAUCUCUGAGGUGCUCAGGGCCGAGUAAAAUUACUUCGGUUUUGUCUGAGUUUAACAUCAAGAAGUUUCAGGUCAUCCAUGUUUUUAUGUCUUUAAGACAUGCUUGAAUUUUACUUAGUUGGUUGGUUUCCUCUGGUUUUAUCGAUAGAUAUAGUUGAGUAUCAUCUGCAUAGCAAUGAAAGUUUAUGGAGUGUUUCCUGAUAAUAUUGCCCAAAGGCAGCAUGUAUAAGGUAAAUAAAAUUGGUCCAAGCACAGAA